AUGAAUCCUCAAAUCGUGGAUAUAACUCCUCCCACGACCAACCUUGAGACUGGCCAGGAAGAGAAGCCAGGAACCAACCAUGCCUCCAUUGGUAUUGAUGAACAGAAGGGUGAAACAACAGCCUAUCGCCAAGAUGUCUUUGGCGAUGAAGAAUUUGCAGAGGUCAAGUACAAGGUCUUGAAGUGGUGGCAAUGUGGUCUACUGAUGGUCGCCGAAACCAUCUCGCUGGGUAUUCUCUCCUUACCAGCGGCCGUGGCAGGCUUGGGCCUCAUCCCUGCAACUGUGAUUCUUAUUUCUUUGGGUCUUUUGGCCUCGUACACCGGUUAUGUGAUUGGACAGUUCAAAUGGAAAUAUCCCUACAUUUCCAGCAUGGCCGAUGCAGGCGAAGUACUCAUGGGUCGAUUUGGUCGGGAGGUGCUUUUCGUUGGUCAGAUGCUGUUUCUGGUCUUUCUUAUGGCCAGCCAUCUAUUGACUUUUACGGUGGCCAUGAACACUCUUACCUCACAUGCCACCUGCUCCAUUGUGUUUGGGAUCGUUGGACUCAUUAUCUCCCUUCUCAUUUCCCUGCCACGGACCCUGGAAAAGAUGUCGUGGCUUUCGUUGGCUUCCUUCAUUAGUAUCUUCAGUGCGGUUCUUAUUACAAUGAUUGCUAUCGCUAUUCAAAACACCGGAAGCGUUGUCAAAGCUACAGCUGAGACAAAUCUAGUCACUGGUUUCACCUCAGCCCUAAACAUUGCCUUGUCAUAUGCAAGCCAUAAUACGUUUUUUAACAUGAUCGCCGAGUUGAAGGAGCCAAAAGACUUCCCCAAAGCACUCACCCUACUCCAGUGUAUCGACAUCUCUCUUUACCUUAUUGCUGCCGUUGUCAUCUACCGUUACGCUGGUGAUGAUGUUGCUUCCCCAGCACUUGGCUCAGCUAGUCCUUUGAUGUCCAAGGUCGCCUACGGUAUUGCGCUGCCAACUAUCAUUAUUGCCGGUGUUAUUAACGGCCACAUUGCUUGUAAAUCCAUCUACACCCGCAUAUUCGCCGGUACCAAUCACAUGCACAAGCGAGACUUUAUUGCCAUUGGAUCUUGGAUUGGUAUUGCCCUAGGUCUCUGGGUUAUCGCCUGGAUCAUAUCCGCAGCUAUUCCGGUAUUUAGCAGCCUUCUCAGUUUGAUGACAGCAUUAUUUGCGAGUUGGUUCAGCUUUGGCCUUCCCGGUGCAUUCUGGCUGUACCUUAACAAGGGACAGUGGUUUUCUUCGCCCAAGAAGAUUCUCCUUACAAUUGUCAACACAAUUUGUAUUUGCAUCGGUAUCAUCAUGUGUGGUCUUGGUCUCUACUCCUCCGGCAAGGCCAUUCACGAUGACCCCCGUAGUGCAAGUUUUUCAUGCGCGAAUACCGUAUGA
Molecule: messenger RNA, 1389 nt
Organism: Aspergillus tanneri
Lineage: Eukaryota; Fungi; Ascomycota; Eurotiomycetes; Eurotiales; Aspergillaceae
Exons: 7
Coding region: 1-1389 (462 amino acids)
Biological process (GO): amino acid transmembrane transport
Cellular component (GO): vacuolar membrane
Molecular function (GO): amino acid transmembrane transporter activity
Source: RefSeq, a predicted model, not a curated record